This is a messenger RNA of Phlebotomus argentipes, 1941 nucleotides long. RefSeq names its product senecionine N-oxygenase-like. Gene Ontology annotation, molecular function: N,N-dimethylaniline monooxygenase activity; NADP binding; flavin adenine dinucleotide binding. Lineage: Eukaryota; Metazoa; Arthropoda; Insecta; Diptera; Psychodidae. Bases 318 to 1574 code for a protein of 418 amino acids. The transcript has 2 exons. The record is from RefSeq and is a predicted model, not a curated record.
AAUCCACUCAAUUGACUAUUACACUACUCAUGCCCAAGAGGCAUGUUUGCCCAUUGAUAAAAUCGUCUUCUCCCUAACACUAUGAGCAUUAUCAUGUGGAGUGUCACAAAUAAGCUCAUAUCUCGCUCUUUUUCUUCUGUAUUUGUAAUCACAAGUUUCAGGCCCGCAGCGGAAUUCUCUCUUGUUCAGCUGAAAGCGUGCAUGAAGAAUGCGAAAGCCCAGUUCUCUCCUGGCAUGACUUUGACAUUCCCAAUAUCUCUCUCCGGGGAUGAGAUGACAACUUUUCGCGGCAGUCUUCUUCCUGGUCUCGUGGCGCGAUGAAGGUGGUAGUGAUUGGAGCGGGAACGGGUGGCCUGUGCGCGGCCAAGAACAGCCUCCAGGCCGGCCUGGAGGUGACGGUGUUCGAGCAAACGGGCGAAAUCGGCGGCACUUGGGUCUUCCGCGACGAAGUGGGCAAGGAUGAGUUCGGCCUGGACAUCCACUCGUCCAUGUAUCGUGGCCUCAAGACGAAUCUGCCCAAGGAAAUCAUGGGAUUCCCGGACUUUCACAUGACUGGCGGCGAGCAGUCUUUCGUCACAGCCAAGGAAGUCCUCGAUUGGCAUCACGAGUACGCUGAUCACUUCGACUUGAGGAAAUGGAUCAAAUUCUAUCACAACGUCGUUCGCGUGAAGCCCCACGGAGAGUCCCAGUGGGAAGUCCUGGUGAAGGAUCUCAAGCAAAAUUCCUACUCCACGACCAUCUUCGACGCAGUGUUCAUCUGCAAUGGCCACUACAGCGCCCCAUCCACGCCCAACUUCCCCGGCCGGAAGCUCUUCCGUGGCCGCCAGAUGCACAGCCACGACUAUCGCUCGGCGGACGUGUUCCGCGGCGAGCGCGUGCUCGUGAUCGGCGCCGGUCCGAGUGGCAUGGACAUCACCAACGACGCCGGCACGGUGGCCGAGAUCGUGGUGCAGUGUCAUCACUGGCAGGAGCCGCCCAACGUCCCGUUCCCCAGCAAUGUCACACAGAAGAUCGCCGACGUGGUGCGCCUCACCGAGGACGGCGCCGUCUUCAGUGACGGCUCAACGGAAUCCUUCACACUGAUCGUCUACUGCACUGGCUACAAGUUCACAUUCCCAUUCCUGAGCGUGGACUGUGGCAUUCACGUGCAGCAGAACUACAUUUCGCCACUGUAUCAGCACUGCCUCAACAUCAAUCGCCCCACGAUGGCCUUCAUCGGGAUCUGCAACUAUGUCAUUCCGCAGCGAAUGAUGGACUUGCAGAUCCGCUUCUUCCUCAAGUUCCUCACAGGCGGCAAGGAAUUGCCGUCGCGCGCGGAAAUGCUGGCCAGUGAGAAGUACGAAAUCACGCGACGCCUCGAGCAGGGCAUCAGCCUGAGGAAGGCCCACUUCAUGGGUCCAGAUCAAGGAAAGUACUUCGAGACCCUGGCCAAGAUCGCUGACAUCACACCCAUUCCGCCUGUCUUUGCCACUGUUCACACGGCAGUUUGCGCUCUGAUCCGCAGCGAUAUCAGAAACUUCCGCCGCCACAACUAUCGCAUCAUCGAUGAUCACUCCUUCGAGCGAUUGACGUGAUGUCCUUCGAAAACACACACACACAGACAGACAGGUUUGGCUAAUCUACAAACAUUUAUAUGCACAUCUUCUUUAGAACAAUAUUUUUGCCAUUAAAGUCACAGAAAAAUAUAUUUUUUAAACUUUCUUUCCUCUCAAUAACAAUGGGUUUCACUGUGUUAACUCGUUAUCUUUUAUAUAUUACCAUAAUAUAUUCCUCUUUUUUUAUUCCACACUAUUUGUUCAAGGAAAAUUUCUAACACUACACACGAUUAGUUUGAAGUGUUCUUCUUCUACACUUUGUCAUCUUCUAAUGCCUUUUAUUUUUGUCUCUUAUCAAUAAAACUACUUUCAAUUAUUACGUUCUGUCUUUAGCACCAAACAAAGG